Molecule: messenger RNA, 1694 nt
Organism: Bemisia tabaci
Lineage: Eukaryota; Metazoa; Arthropoda; Insecta; Hemiptera; Aleyrodidae
Gene: S
Product: EGF receptor activation regulator Star
Biological process (GO): endoplasmic reticulum to Golgi vesicle-mediated transport; endosomal transport
Cellular component (GO): late endosome membrane; plasma membrane; endoplasmic reticulum membrane
Source: RefSeq, a predicted model, not a curated record
GUAAACAAACAAAUAAAACCUGCAGUCGCUGUCCAAUUUUAUUUUAUUUUUUGAAUAAUUAUAACGAUAGAGCUGUUUUUUUAGAGUUAAAUUUUUCUUCCUUUAAUUUUCCAUCAUCUUUGAGUUUUCCUGUCAGUGGCUGAAUGAAUUUUAUGGAUGAUUACAUCGUGUCCAGUAAACUCUCACAAGAGGAUCCCUCCGAUUGUUGCCUUCUUUGGCACUUUCUCACUUGUCAUGACUAUUUUAUUCCUGACCACCGACCUCAAAGCGAGAAAAACUCAUAGAAAAAAUUUACCCUUCAAACCAAACUCUGAUCUGACAAGCGUGCAACAGGACAAUCCGCAGCUCAUAGACUUCAUAAGACAUAACUUCAUCAAUCCACCGGGAACGUUAGCAGAAUCAAAUACUCAACAAGUCACUCUAACUACCCAUCAAGAUGGACGGACCAUGACUGAAAACUGGCGUCUCAAUCGAGUAGGAGCUUUGUUUCGCAACAAGACUGAUGGAGUGUUUGUAGAUGUGGGUGCAUAUGGUGACAACAAUUUUUCAAUGACAGAGUACUUGGAAGAUGCAUUGAACUGGUCUGGCCUGCUAAUUCAGCCAGAUCCAGUCAUCUACAAUAAUUUGCUGCUUCGAAAGAGGAGUCAGUCUUUUUCAGCUAACACAUGUGUCAGUCCGACUCAGUAUCCACGCGAGGUGUCUUUCAAGAAUCCUCGAGAAGAAAGCAAAACUCAAACAACUGUGGAGUACAAAAGAGUUUUUUGCUUCCCAUUAUAUUCGUUACUGUUGGCGUAUAACUCAACAAAAAUCGAUUUGAUGUGCAUCAAUGCUCAUGGUUUUGAGUUCCAGGUUUUGAGAACUCUACCUUGGCCGAAGAUCGACAUUACUGCUCUCAGUAUUGCUUGCAACAAACAGGACAGAAUUGUAUGGAAAAAGUUAACCUAUCUUCUCGAGUCUCAAUCUUAUAAACUUAUGACUGAUUUCUCAAAUGAAAACUAUCAAGUGUUCCUAAAGAUAUCCAAGUAAUAAUUUACUGAUAAGCAAUUCAUUUCUGACCAGUAUGAUAUACUCUGACACCAUUUUUCUGUGAUAUUUACACUUUUUAUUCACUAAUAUUAGUUUUAUUUGUUUAUAUAAUUUCUGUGUGUAUUUUUAUAAUUUAUUUAAUUUUAUUAUCUGAACUGAACCUUCACUGUUUUCGCACCCCUUUUCGUAUAUUAACCUCACCGUUCAGCCUGAAGUAUUAAUUUAUGCCCCAAUAAUUACUUCUAGAUGACAACUUUGUGAACAUUGUUUUGUGACCAAUCAUCAUGCAAUCCAAUUUAAAGCAACGAAAAUAAAUUACCAUGCCAGUUAUGUUUCAGAUAUUUUGUUAUUGAAUCCUGGGACAUUGAAACUAAAUCUGUGACUUACUGUAAAAUUUGCUGUUCAUUUCUUUUUCUUACUUCAUGAUUAGGAAUAUGCAAUUUGGGCGUCCUUCGAAUUUUGCAACCCAAUAACAAGUUCUCUUAACUUGCCGUUGUUUGGUCACUGAAAAAAGUUCACUCUAUUUUGCAGCAUCAUCUGAACAAAUCAAACGAUGACAUACACGUUCUUAUUGAUUGUGUUAUUUUAAUUUUAAUGAGUAAUUUUCUUUUUUUUUAGAGAAUUGUUUGACCUAAGCAAAAAUAAAUGAUUUUUAAUUGUGUAAUGCA